Messenger RNA from Pelmatolapia mariae (spotted tilapia), 4182 nucleotides. RefSeq names its product tocopherol (alpha) transfer protein-like (gene ttpal). The record is from RefSeq and is a predicted model, not a curated record. Lineage: Eukaryota; Metazoa; Chordata; Actinopteri; Cichliformes; Cichlidae. Bases 149 to 1186 code for a protein of 345 amino acids. The transcript is spliced from 6 exons. Gene Ontology annotation, cellular component: membrane. Gene Ontology annotation, molecular function: phosphatidylinositol bisphosphate binding.
UGUGAUUUUUUUGACAGUGGUUUUUGUAGCUUUGAUCUUUGCGGAUGUUUUCUGAAUUCAUAUAUCACUUACCAGCGGCCUUUUAGCACUCUAUGUCUGUCAUUGAAGGCUACCGUUAGACCCAUUUUCUGCUUCACCCAGUCAUUCCAUGGCCGAUCAGCAUGAGUCCAUCGAUCUCGGUGGUCCUACAGUGGACUCGUCAGCAGCUGCAGGGCACAGCUGGUUCCCCAGUCCUCCACCACCCAUCUAUUCCUGUACCCUGACCCCUGAACUGGUGGCCAAGGCACGCGAGGAGCUCCAAGAGAAGCCAGAAUGGCGUCUACGGGAUGUCCAAGCACUGAGGGACAUGAUACUUAAGGAACAGCCCAAUCUCAGGACACGACUUGAUGAUGCCUUCCUGCUGCGCUUCCUGCGGGCCAGGAAGUUCGACUAUGACCGUGCCCUGCAGCUGCUCCUCAAUUACCAUGCAGGACGUAAGGCUUGGCCAGAGGUGUUCCAGGACCUGAAGCCAUCCACAGUGAAACACGUCCUCGACCUGGGCUUUCUCACAGUGCUGCCACGGCCGGACCCCAACGGAAGAUACAUCCUCUGUCUGCGCCCAGGAAAAUGGAAACCAAAUGAUUACCCAUUUGUUGACAAUGUUAGAGCGAUUUAUUUGACUCUGGAGAAACUGAUUCAGCCGGAGGAAACGCAGGUGAACGGCAUUGUUAUUUUAGCAGACUACACCGGAGUGGGCAUGUCACAAGCAUCCAAUCCAGGCCCGUUCCUCGCCAAAAAAGUUGUGAGCAUCCUCCAGGAUGGGUUUCCGAUCAGAAUCAAGGCCGUUAACAUAAUUAAUGAGCCGCGGAUUUUCAAAGGGAUCUUUGCUAUAAUUAAGCCGUUUCUCAAGGAGAAGAUGGCAGAGAGGUACAUCCUCCACGGUUCAGAUCUGCGCUCUCUGCACCGAAACAUCCCACGAUCGGUCCUACCAGAGGAAUACGGCGGCACCGCGGGCCAGCUGGACAUGAGUGCGUGGUCAAGACUGCUGCUGGACUGCGAGGAGGAAUUUGUAGUGGAGUUCUGCCAGCCGGAUCCACUAGAGGGCGUGGUGCUUCCAGAGUCCAUGCUCUUUGAAGGAGAACAGGCCAGCGGGCAUGAUGACGACACCUUCAGGGGGCUGCGCUCUCAGCUUUACUACUGUUACUGAUGUUCGCUGUAGUCGCAGAGCUCCCAUCACUGAGAGGACAUUUUCUGUUUCAUUUAAGAAACAUAUGUGUAGACUUUUACAGGGCAAGUUGCCAAUAUUAUACAUGAUUUAUUUUACUAAGUAAGCAGCACUUAGGUGGUAUAGUCUACUGUUGUUCACAUGUAGCCCAGCAUUCAAUCAUUCAUCUAAGGCAGCUCCAGGUACUGGUUAAGAUGCUUUUUUUUUCAUACAUUGAUGCAUGUUCAGCCAAUAUUGAUGACCUCUAAGAACUGAUUAUCGGUGGGGUUUAUAAUAUUGGUUCACAACAGAUUUUGCUUGCCAUCCAUCCAUCUUUUUAUGCUUAUGCGGGGCCGGGUCGCAGGGGCAGCAGCUUAAGCAGAGAAGCCCAGACCUUCCUCUCCCCAGCCACAUCCUCCAGCUUGUCCAUGGGAACACCAAGGCGUUCCCAGGCCAGCCAAGAGAUAUAAUCUCUCCAGCGUGUCCUUCGUCUGCCCCAUGGCCUCCUCCCGGUAGGACAUGCCCAGAACACCUCACCCAGGAGGCAUCCUUGUCAGAUGCCCGAACCACCUCAGCUGGCUCCUUUCGAUGUGGAGGAGCAGUGGCUCUACUCUGAGCCCCUCCCGGAUGGCUGAACUUCUCACCCUAUCUCUAAGGGAGAUGCCAGCCACCCUUCGUGGAAGCCCAUUUCUGCCACUUGUAUCUGUGAUCUUGUUCUUUUGGUCACUACCCACAGCUCGUGACCAUAGGUGAGGGUAGGGACGUAGAUCAACCGGUAAAUUGGGAGCUUUGCUUUUACACUCAGCUCUCUCUUCAGCACAACAGACCGGUACAGCGUCUGCAUCACUGCAGCUGCAGCACCAAUCCAUCUGUCGAUCUCCCGCUCCCUUCUCCCGUCACUCGUGAACAAACCCCCAAGAUACAUAAUCUCCUCCACUUGGGGCAAGAACUCGUCCCUGACCUGGAGUUCGGCACUCCAUCCUUUUCUGGCUGAGGACCAUUGCCUCAGAUUUGGAGCUGCUGAUUCUCAUUCUCAUCCACCACUUCACACUCGGCUGCGAAUCGUUCCAGUGCGAGCUGGAGGCCAUCACCCGUUGAAGCCAAAAGAACCACAUCAUCUGCAAAAAGCAGAGAUGAUAUUCUAAAACCACCCAGGUGAAAGCCCUCCGCCACUUGGCUAUGCCUAGAAAUUCUGUCCAUAAAAAUUAUGAAUAGAAUCGGUGACAAAGGGCAGCCCUGGCGGAGCCCAUCACCCACUGGGAACGACUUAUUGCCGGCUAGGCGAACCAAGCUCUUGCAACGGUUGUAUAAGGAUCAGUGUUGCUUGCCAUUUCUCUAAAAUCCUAUUUCAAGAUCGGGGACCAAAUCCACAGUCCUCCUUUUGUGUUUAGCUAGGGUGGUGCAGUGGUUAGCACUGUUUCACAUUGGCAAAAGAAUCUCCAGGUUCAAACCUUGUUUAAUAUUAAGGGGUUUAAUAUUCUCCCUGUGCAUGUAUUGCCAAAGUCAGUUGGCGCAAUCUCCGACCCUCUCUGCAACCCUGCAACUCCUGUGAAUUUGAAAUGUAGUAUAGAAAGUGGUUGGAUUGAUACAUUUAGUUGACAAUUAUAGUUUGUCUUCUAAUGUUUCUCUCUUUAAUUCACAUUCCACAUGGAGAUAUCCUCACAUAUGAACUUAAAACCUUCAGGAGUCUUAGGCUGGGAUGCUUUCUACAGUAUUGAAAUGGUUUGCUUCAAGUUUGUUCGCAGUACUAGAAAUACUCCUGAAAUACUAUUUGAUUUCAGCGAGCGUGCUGCCAGGUUAGAGCGUGCAGGCGGCAGCACACAUGAUGCCCACUCACAAUUUUAUCUGCAUUAUUCACACAUUGCUGCAAUCUGACAUCACUUUUUGUACCAGGGAACUGGCAGUUUAAAGACCAGCCAGUUUGCUAUUAGCGUGCAUCACACACAGUCUUAAGUCCCAGAAAAGCCCCACGCUGCAAUGCAUGUUUGAAAAUGGCUUUUUUGAUAUUGGACCUUCACUGUUGAGUAGCACAGAAACGCUGCCUGGGGAGGAAAACGCUGUAACUCUUGAAGUCAUCCUCUUAUUUGGAUGAUUGAGCAAUGAAGGCUCGUAGCCUUUCUGCAUCAUAUGAAGACUGUGGAUUUUGUCCUCAAUCUUUGAUAGCAGGCUCCCUACAGCAAGGGAAAAACUGCUUUCAGUGUACACAUUUUUACCAGUUUAACAGCAUUUGAAGACAGAUGGGGAUAUUUAAUAUUUUUGGCUGAGAAAUAAUUCUACAAAUGCUUCUUCAACUCACAUUUCCUAAACUUUGUUUAGCGUCCUUAUACUCGGUGUUAUAUUGGCAAUUAGUGCUCAGUCCGCAUGGUUGCAUUGCCCCACGAUUCAUAAGGUUUCUGCGUGUGCUACCAUCUAGUACAUUGCCUUAAAUGAUGUUGGAUUUGGUUGACAAUUUUGUGUGCACCAAAACUCAUAUUUGUUCUCAUCAGGACUCGUCUUACAUAAGAGUGGCUAUACUUCAUCGCUGUAAAGGACAAGAGAAAGGACAAUGUCAUAGAUUUACCCGAAAAAGAUUUAGCCAAAUAUGUAACUCAUAGAGUAUUUCAGAGCCUUUGUUUAGCUGAUGGUUAAGUUUCCUGGCUUGAAUCUUCUAAGAGGAUUAUCUUUUAAGUUCAGAUAAUCUGCCUUAUGUUUUAUUUUUUUUAAACCCGUUUGCCUGUGUUUCAUCACACAGUCUUAACACAGGGCCGUUCCCGAUCGCAGGGGUCACAUGGGGAAAUCUAGAACAUUGAGGCCUGGCUUUACAGACCUCCAGUUUGCCAAAUUGUACACCAGGCCAUGUACAGAAAUGUGCAAUAAUGUUGCAUCUGUUUUCUUGCGGUAAAGCUAACUUGCUUUUGUUCAGUCUUUUGUAUUUUUAUUUUAAGCAUGUCUGACUAUAAGCUGUGUUGUGUUGCAGGAUAUUUGUUGUUGUGAAGAUAGUAAAGGAAAAGCCAAACAGA